GUCGGCUUCCGGAAGCUCAUCUCAAAAUGCUGAACUGCUCUUUGGAAGUCGCCGGUGCUGUUGUAGUUGGAGUCUGUUCACGGGCCUGAGCUUCGAGGCCAGGCUCCCGGGUGUCGUUAAUGUUCGGGGCCGCCGGGCGCCAACCGAUCGGAGCUCCAGCAGCCGGGAACAGCUGGCAUUUCAGUAGAACCAUGGAGGAGCUGGUUCAUGACCUUGUCUCAGCAUUGGAAGAGAGCUCAGAGCAAGCUCGAGGUGGAUUUGCUGAAACAGGAGACCAUUCUCGAAGUAUAUCUUGCCCUCUGAAACGCCAGGCAAGGAAAAGGAGAGGGAGAAAACGGAGGUCGUAUAAUGUGCAUCACCCGUGGGAGACUGGUCACUGCUUAAGUGAAGGCUCUGAUUCUAGUUUAGAAGAACCAAGCAAGGACUAUAGAGAGAAUCACAAUAAUAAUAAAAAAGAUCACAGUGACUCUGAUGACCAAAUGUUAGUAGCAAAGCGCAGGCCGUCAUCAAACUUAAAUAAUAAUGUUCGAGGGAAAAGACCUCUAUGGCAUGAGUCUGAUUUUGCUGUGGACAAUGUUGGGAAUAGAACUCUGCGCAGGAGGAGAAAGGUAAAACGCAUGGCAGUAGAUCUCCCACAGGACAUCUCUAACAAACGGACAAUGACCCAGCCACCUGAGGGUUGUAGAGAUCAGGACAUGGACAGUGAUAGAGCCUACCAGUAUCAAGAAUUUACCAAGAACAAAGUCAAAAAAAGAAAGUUGAAAAUAAUCAGACAAGGACCAAAAAUCCAAGAUGAAGGAGUAGUUUUAGAAAGUGAGGAAACGAACCAGACCAAUAAGGACAAAAUGGAAUGUGAAGAGCAAAAAGUCUCAGAUGAGCUCAUGAGUGAAAGUGAUUCCAGCAGUCUCAGCAGCACUGAUGCUGGAUUGUUUACCAAUGAUGAGGGAAGACAAGGUGAUGAUGAACAGAGUGACUGGUUCUACGAAAAGGAAUCAGGUGGAGCAUGUGGUAUCACUGGAGUUGUGCCCUGGUGGGAAAAGGAAGAUCCUACUGAGCUAGACAAAAAUGUACCAGAUCCUGUCUUUGAAAGUAUCUUAACUGGUUCUUUUCCCCUUAUGUCACACCCAAGCAGAAGAGGUUUCCAAGCUAGACUCAGUCGCCUUCAUGGAAUGUCUUCAAAGAAUAUUAAAAAAUCUGGAGGGACUCCAACUUCAAUGGUACCCAUUCCUGGCCCAGUGGGUAACAAGAGAAUGGUUCAUUUUUCCCCGGAUUCUCAUCACCAUGACCAUUGGUUUAGCCCUGGGGCUAGGACAGAGCAUGACCAGCAUCAGCUUCUGAGAGAUAAUCGAGCUGAAAGAGGACACAAGAAAAAUUGUUCUGUGAGAACAGCCAGCAGGCAAACAAGCAUGCAUUUAGGAUCCUUAUGCACGGGAGAUAUCAAACGGAGAAGAAAAGCUGCACCUUUGCCUGGACCUACUACUGCAGGAACAUGUAGCCACAUUUUGGAUGAAACACAUGUCAUCAGUCUUGCAAUUCAGAUCUUUCAUAAGGCAGGAUUUGUAGGUGAAAAUGCCCAGCCAAUCCUAGAAAAUAAUAUUGGAAACCGAAUGCUUCAGAAUAUGGGCUGGACGCCUGGGUCAGGCCUUGGACGAGAUGGCAAGGGGAUCUCUGAGCCAAUUCAAGCCAUGCAGAGGCCAAAGGGAUUAGGACUUGGAUUUCCUCUACCAAAAAGUACUUCCGCAACUACUACCCCCAAUGCAGGAAAAUCCGCCUAAGAAAAGCAAAGAAGAAAUGUUUUACAGACUUUAUUCACUAUGUCCCAUUGUUCUAAAAUGAUAACAUGACUUCUGUUUUUGAAGCAAAAAUCUACAUUGCCUCAAACACAUCACUCUAGCUUCCUUACUGCAUACAGUCCUGCCAUAGUGAGAGAAAUGGGAUUUCAUCACAAUUCAUGGUGCUAAAAUGAAAACCUCUGCACUUUAAUUUUUUUCAGUAAUUUCCAGCUAUUUCUAGGUAUAAAGAGCAGCUCGUUUCUCUUAUUUAUUUUAGUCUCAUGUGUCAAUACUUUCCGAUGCUUUGCUUAAUUCAUGUAUGUGUGCAGUGCUGCAAUGCCCAGACAAACGUGAGCACACCCACCAGUUUCUAAAAUGGAAUAGACAGGAAAAGAUUGUGUUUUAUAUCAUCCCUAUCUAUUGUAACCCAAAAGACCUACCAUCGCAUCAGUGAAGUCCGAACACAUCUUUGUUUGAAAGGCUUGUCAAUUUCAUAUUCCUUGAAUUGGCUUCUUGGUGAGGAUUUUCUGACAGAGUGAUACCCAUCAAUUUUCUAUCCUUAGACAAUGUAGUGUGAAGUUCACAGUUGACAAACAACAAUUAAUGUUUCCCUUGGAUGUUUUGACAAAAAUAAACCUCAUCGUUGUUAUCACCAGAGUGCCCUCUACCUUACUUUAAUGCAGAUUUUAUAAAUUUUACCUCAUUUAGAACAUAAAAUAAUUAUUGAAAGAAAAAUGUAUUUUUUAAAUUCACCGUGAUUGAACUGUAAAUUCUAUUAAUCCAGAUGUACUUCUACCUCUGUUUUCCCAAAGAUUGAUAUUAUUUUUAAGAUCAACUCAAGUGUAGUAAACGGAUUUAAAAUUUUAAUCAUUGGAGUAAUUUAUUACAAUAUUGAAUCAAUUUACAUGAAAAGUUAAAUGGCUCUCCCAGAACUCAGAUUUCUGGCAAUGACCCAACCCAUUUAGAAGGUGAACAAAAGAAGUAAAUGGUACUGAUUUGCCCUUUCUAGGACCCAAGAUGUUACUUUAAAACCUAGCAAAAGAGGUCGUUUGUAUUACGUGCCUAGUAUUGAGCUGUUUCUGAGUCAUUUGCUUCAUAGUAUCAGAAAUUCUAAAUUGCUUUUAGUUUAGAAGAUCUUUAUUUAUUAUCUUCAUUAUUAACAACUUAUUAUGAUGAUGAUUAUUAUCAUUCUAUUUAUAAUGGCCUUUGCUGGUUGAGUAAAGACUGAGAUAACACAUGUGAAUCACCUUUCUAAUGGGUUUUUAAAAUCUUGUCACUUUCCAAAAGAGUUUUUUUGUUUCUUUUUUUUUUUUUUUUUUUUUGACAGAGUCUGCCUCUGUCGCCCAGGCUGGAGUGCAGUGGCGCACUCUCGGCUCACUGCAGCCUCCCCCUCCUGGGUUCAAGUGAUUGUUCUGCCUCAGCCUCCCAAAUAGCAGGGAUUACAGGCACCCACGACCAUACCCGGAUAAUUUUUGUAUUUUUAGUAUAGACGGAGUUUCACCAUGUUGGCCAGGCUGGUCUCGAACUCCUGACCUCAAGUGAUCCGCCCACCUUGGCCUCCCAAAGAGCUGGGAUUACAGGCAUGAACCACAGCGCCCAGCCCCCAGAAGAGUUUUUAAAAGGUGUUAAAGGAGGUUUAUGCACGUAACAGACCUUUCUCAGGUGGUCCCCUAAAAAAAAUCCUGCCAACUAGGGAGGGGAAGUCCAACCUGCUAUUUGAAAGCCUUCACGGUUUGCCAAAUGUACAUUUCUUGAGAAUUAUCUUCUUUCCCAGGGAUAUUGUACCUAGAGGACAGGUUGGUUAGGGAACUAUGGACGACCAGAAGAGAUGUUCUUUUGAAGCAUUCUUACUGGAUAAAGUAACCCCAUGGUAUCAUUACUUUCUACAAGUUUUUUACUUACAAAUUUGCCAUUUUUUUAACUGAUAUUUUCUAAAUGCUCAUUCUGUCUAUGUAGCCGGGGGGAGAUUAUAUACAAGUUUUAAAACUUCUUUGUGAUAGUGUAUUGUGCUCUGGGGUCUAUUCAAAAUUUGGUGUUUGAGGUUUUGUUAAUUUGAUUGCCUGGAGAUCUGCUAAAAUCCUAGAAUCUCAAAAAGCCAAGUUUGAAGCCACUGAGAGCAAACAAUGAGGUCAUUGUUAGCCUGGUUCCACACUCCUGAGGACUUGGCUGUUCUUUUUCACCUUAUUAUGUUCUAAUGGAAGUAAAAACCCUCAUAGUGAAGAAGAGCAGUAUAUACACCAGACUAGUGUAUAGGAACUUCUUCAUUAAAUAUUGCAGUCCUUAUGAGUGCUCUUUAUUGUUGCUGUUCUGGACAGGUACAAAUCUUCUGAAGCAACUUCUGUGGGAUGUUAACUUAGCUUCUCUAACACCUAAAAAAAUUCUUCUUUGUAUUUUCAGCUAAUAGAAGACAGUUCUUCUUCAUCUUGACACCUAGAGCCCUCUAUGUGAUUCACAGAGGACUUAAAAUACUUCUUACUCUGUUGAAGUGUUUAAUUGUACAGAAUAUAUGUACUCUACAGUAUAUGUGAAUCAGCACUCAAAGCAGAGAAGUGAUAACAUCCCAAGCUUCCCCCAUACUUCUACUGACAUGCCCUCAGUCUUUAAGAAAACUCAGUACAGACCUGAUGUUCUGGUUGUACCUGAACUUAAUUGGAGAAACAAACGCAAUUAAAAUACGAAUUUUUUAGUGCAAAUCAAAUGUCUUUCACCAUCUGAAGCCCACUAAUUUGUCUUUUAUAUAUAGUUAAUUUUUUGCCAGUUACAACGUCCAUAGAACCCCAAGAUUUAGAAUGUAUCAUUUAUAUUUCCUCUAAAAGGUAGUAAGAUAUUUCUUCUGCUGUUUUGUGAAGCCACUCUUCUACAGUAUCUGUAGCCUUAUAGCAAAUUAAUUGGUUGUACUAAAAAUUUUAGAGACUGCAUAGGUCUCCCUUUUCUAUCCUAAUUACCUGCAAUAGCCUAGAGACGCUGAGCAUGAUUACAUUAGCAACUUGACUGUUUAAAAAAUUUGUUAUACUUGAUAAUGACCAGACUGUGUGCUGGAGUCAUUUGUUUCCUUCUUUUCUGCUCCCCGAAUACACUAUUUAAUUUGGUUACUUUUAUUUUUAAACUAUAUGGCACCCUUUUAAAUAAACAUUCAUUGCUAAUUAAAAUCUGCCAAUAAAUUGGUCUCAGCAUUUAAAUACCAUAUAUUUUAUAACUCAUACUGUGGCUAUCAAACAGAAGUUAACACAGUAGGGGUAAAGAUAUACAUAAUGUGUACCUAUAGGUGUAUUUAUAAUGCCUGUGUGCAGUAUACAGACAUAAUUACAAAAUACUGCAUUUUAUUAAUGUUUAUUUUAAUAUUGAGAAUUGGCAUUCUUGUAAAUUGAACUGACAAUUGCUUCUAUUCAGUACACUUUAUUUUGAGCAGAUAUUUCCGAAAAGAGAAAAAAUCACUGUUGACAUGCUUUUUAAAACUGUUUUCACCUGUAUUUUGUCUUUCAAAAAGAAAAGUGAUCUAAGUUGGCAUUGUAAAGAAAUUGUUAGCAAAGAAUAUUUUUUUUUAUUUUUUCUUUUGGUAGAAAGUCAUGUUAAUAGUACAACAAAGAAUCAAAGAAUAAAACAUAAUGUUUAAGAACAUUAUUUAUAAGUAGUCAUUGUCUUUGUGCUUUAAAUGUUUCCCUUUUACCUUAGAGUUAUUUUUUAAAAGUUGAAAGUACUUUAAAAAUUGGUUUAAAUGAGUACCCAUUGACAAUUAUCAUUUAAUAGUGCAGUUAAGUUCAGCGAAAAAUUUCAAUAUCUCAAAAAAAUUAGAGAAAAAUAUUGGUAAAUGUAUUUGAUUCACAAAUGUAUUCAUAGCCGAUUGUGAGCUGCUCUACCACAUUUUCCUGUUUUUAUUGUUUCUGUGAAGCUUGAUUAGACUAACUUGCUUAAGGUCUCUUUCCCCUCAAGGAUUCUGUGAUUCUAAUGUAACAAGGUACACACGCUCUCUCUGACCACUUAAAGUAUCAGAGUUCAAAUCUGUUACAAUCACUCCAUUUCCUUUUGGAAAGUUGUGCCUCUCAUAAAGCUGCUUGGACAUUUUAAGUGUUUUGUAAUAUGCAUUGAAGUGUUGAGUUUUGUUUGCUGUAAGAGGCAUUUCACUAUGUUGAUUAAACUUAUCUUUUCUCCCAAAAAA
Homo sapiens (human) is the source of this 5928-nucleotide messenger RNA. It is a transcript of the gene GPATCH2, whose product is annotated as G-patch domain containing 2. The transcript has 11 exons. The coding region runs from base 120 to 1775 and encodes 551 amino acids. The record is from RefSeq and is a predicted model, not a curated record. NCBI's taxonomy places the organism in Eukaryota, Metazoa, Chordata, Mammalia, Primates, Hominidae. Gene Ontology annotation, cellular component: nucleolus; nuclear speck. Gene Ontology annotation, molecular function: nucleic acid binding.